ACCAGUUCCAGGAACAUUAGUAUAUAAGGCGAACAUUACCACACUGAAGUCACAGUAGGACUCGAACCUCACACAAUGAUCAGAAAGGGAGUUACUGAGAGUUUCGGGGCAGCAGUCUCUUGUCUGAGCACAUCUCAUCUGACAGAUGAGGUGAUUAGGAGGAGCAAGGGAAUGAUACUGGACACGCUGGGAGUGGGAUUGCUUGGAACCAGCACCCCAGUCUUUAACACGGUACUUCAGUGCAGCCAAAGGCAGCAAGCGUUGGAAAACAGCAAGGUCUGGGGAAGACCCGGACUAUCUCUUCCACCUCAGUAUGCUGCUUUUGUUAAUGGGGUUGCGGUGCACUCUAUGGACUUUGAUGACACCUGGCAUCCAGCCACUCACCCCUCUGGUGCUGUUUUGCCAGCUGUCCUGGCACUGGCUGAAACGUUGCCUGUUAAACCCUCCGGCCUGGAGCUGUUGCUGGCUUUCAAUGUAGGCAUAGAGGCUCAGGGGAGACUCCUGAGGUUUUCUAAAGAGGCACACAACAUUCCCAAAAGAUUUCACCCGCCUGCAGUUGUUGGGGUUAUGGGAAGUGCGGCAGCUACGGCUAAACUUUUGGGUCUCCCAGCGGCCCAGAGCAUAGCAGCUCUAGCGAUAGCCUGCUCGUCUGCUGGAGCACCCAUGGCAAAUGCUGCAACCCAAACCAAACCUCUCCACAUGGGCAAUGCUGCCCGAGGGGGUCUGGAGGCCUCCCAACUCGCUUUCCUCAGCCUUGAGGGUAACACACAGAUUCUGGAUCUGGAAUCAGGCUUCGGGGCCUUCUAUCCAGAUUAUGUCCCUCACCCAUUGGCUGAGGUCACCCCUACUUCUCAGUACAGGUGGGUGUUAGAAGACCAGAACAUUGCACAGAAGCGCUUUCCCGCCCAUCUCGGGAUGCACUGGGUGGCAGACGCAGCAAUAGAAGCGAGGGCGAAAGUUCUGGACAAAUUCCCAAAUGCAGACCUCAGUCAUAUCAAGAAGAUCACUCUGAGAGUGCCUACAUCCAGAUAUGUAGACUGCCCUCUUCCAGUUAGCGAGCACCAGGCCAGACACUCUUUCCAGUUCAACUGCUGUACUGCACUGCUGGAUGGAGAGGUCACUGUCGAGUCCUUCAGCAAAAGCCAGAUGAACAGGAGUGCCCUAAAGGAGAUGCUUCUGAAAGUGCAAUUGGAAAAUCCCCAAGACAAUCAUUCGAGCUUUGAAAAGAUGUAUUGUGAAAUUGCAGUGGAGACAGUCCAGGGGGAAAUGUUUACUGCGCGCUGCAACACUUUUUACGGUCACUGGAGGAAACCUCUUAGUCAUGAGGAUCUGGUGCGGAAGUUCAGGGCUAAUGCUUCGACCGUGCUGAGCGCUGAUGUCGUGGAGGGUAUUAUUUACACUGUAGAGCAUCUGGACACAAACCAAGACUGUUCAAUGCUUUGGUCAUACAUGCACUUUAAUAAGCACAUGAUGUAUAGGGAUGAGCGCCGCUCCUCAGCUUUGGCCUGAAUUAUUGUGCAUUGUGGCAUCAUUUAGACUAAUAGAAAUGAUGUUGAUGAACCAUGUGUAAUAUGUAAUUAUUUUGUUCCUCGUAUUCUCAUUUUGGUGAAAAUGUACCACAGAAGAGUUUUGAACUGCUUCCUAGCAAACUUUUGAUGGUGAAUAUGAUACAUGUGUAAAUGCUGAUGAGGUAAAAGCAUGAGAACAACUGUGGCUUAAAUCUGGAAUUUUGUAUUCUGGCCAAAUUGUCACAAGGUAUUUUACUUACCAAAACCAACUUUAAUUUGGUGAUUGGCAAGUAUUAAAUAUGGACCUUGUUUAUAUAUAUAUAUAUAUAUAUAUAUAUAUGUGUGUGUGUGUGUGGGGGGGGGGUUUUCUGGCUAACCUACAGUAUUUCUGCAAUGUCAGAUAAAAGUUUAUAAUAGUGCUCUUUCAUCAGAUGUUGUUUUUUUUUUAUUCCCAGAAAGUGGAGUAAGUUCCUUUCCCAUGCCGAACUGAAAGUGAAGAGAUAACAUCUUUGUUCAUUUUCACAUUUCUGAAUGAAAGGUUUCACAUCAUUUACUUCUUCUUUUACAUCACUGUUUUCAGUUCUGUUUCUGUAUUUUCUGUUCCAUGUUGAAAUUACCUUUGAUGUUUAUCUAAUAAAAGUUAUUUACAUUAUCAUUGAAAAGUUUGAUGUUUUUGA
Carassius auratus (goldfish) is the source of this 2185-nucleotide messenger RNA. RefSeq names its product cis-aconitate decarboxylase-like. Gene Ontology annotation, cellular component: mitochondrion. Gene Ontology annotation, molecular function: aconitate decarboxylase activity. Bases 76 to 1509 code for a protein of 477 amino acids. NCBI's taxonomy places the organism in Eukaryota, Metazoa, Chordata, Actinopteri, Cypriniformes, Cyprinidae. The record is from RefSeq and is a predicted model, not a curated record. Gene Ontology annotation, biological process: defense response. The transcript is spliced from 5 exons.